AUGGCUGAUCGCGCUGGUUUUGCCGGUGGCUUCGGUGCUGGAGCCCCAGCCCCGGCUGGUGGAGCUGCCCCAGCUGGCGGUCGUGGUGCUGGUGGACGUGGAGGUCCAGGAGGCCGCGGACGAGGUGGACCACGUGGUCCACGCCGUGGACGUGGUGGCCGUGAAGGAGAAGGUGGCUGGACUCCAGUUACCAAGCUCGGUCGUUUGGUUAAGGAAGGAAAGAUCAGCUCUAUCGAAGAGAUCUACCUCCACUCUCUCCCAAUCAAGGUAAGAGUUUUGUUGUUGUUUUUGAUUUUUAGGUAACAAGCGGAAAUAUCAGUAUAGGGAAUUGUGUAAUUUGAGUUUUGUUGUAAGGGUAUUUUUUAAUAUUUUUUUUCAUCAAUGGGACGAAUCUACAAUGUAGCCAAAGAAUAAGAAAGAUUUGGGGAUUCUAAGACUAAAGCACUAUUUUUUAGGAGUACGAAAUCAUCGACCAAUUGUUGUCCGGAUUGAAGGAUGAGGUCCUCAAGAUCACCCCCGUCCAGAAGCAGACCAGAGCCGGUCAACGUACCCGCUUCAAGGCUUUCGUCGCCAUCGGAGACAACGACGGUCACGUUGGAUUGGGUGUUAAGUGCUCCAAGGAAGUCGCCACCGCCAUUCGCGGAGCUAUUGUUGCUGCCAAGCUCUCCAUCGUCCCUGUCCGCAGAGGAUACUGGGGAUCUAAGAUGGGAAAACCCCACACCGUCCCUUGCAAAGUAAUUUUUCUUUUUUAACAUCAACUAUCAUAUUGGUUUUUACAAAUAUUUUGUCACAUGAUCUUUGCUUUAAAAAUGGCGAACUAGAUCCUUCUGAUACGUAUUAUUUUGUUAAAAAAUAUGUUGAAUAAGUUUUUAAAAGGUAUUCUAUAUUCUAUAUGUUUAAAUUUUAGGUAACCGGAAAGUGCGCCUCCGUCUUAGUACGUCUGAUUCCAGCCCCCCGUGGUACCGGUAUUGUCGGAGCCCCCAUCCCAAAGAAACUUUUGGGUAUGGCCGGUAUUGAAGAUUGUUACACUAGCGCCGUCGGACAGACCGCCACCCUCGGUAACUUCGCCAAGGCUACCUACUACGCCAUCCAACGUACAUACUCUUACCUUACCCCCGACCUCUGGAACGAGAACGCCCUCGAGAAGUCGCCCUACCAAGUGCACCACGAGUUCAUCACCCAAAAGGCUACACGUCAUUAA
Bursaphelenchus okinawaensis is the source of this 1201-nucleotide messenger RNA. The record is from the annotation of a GenBank genome assembly. NCBI's taxonomy places the organism in Eukaryota, Metazoa, Nematoda, Chromadorea, Rhabditida, Aphelenchoididae.